Mobula hypostoma (lesser devil ray) is the source of this 6234-nucleotide messenger RNA. RefSeq names its product TAR DNA binding protein a (gene tardbpa). Gene Ontology annotation, biological process: regulation of gene expression. Gene Ontology annotation, cellular component: chromatin; nucleoplasm. Gene Ontology annotation, molecular function: RNA binding. Lineage: Eukaryota; Metazoa; Chordata; Chondrichthyes; Myliobatiformes; Myliobatidae. The transcript has 5 exons. The record is from RefSeq and is a predicted model, not a curated record. Bases 130 to 1371 code for a protein of 413 amino acids.
AGAAGUGUUUGAAAGCGCGUUGUCGAGCGCUAGCCGCCUCCAUUUUGUGGUCGUGUCUGAGGGGACGGUCGGCGCCUGCCAUACUUUGCCUUGCCUUUCCUUUUCGUUCCUUCAAUUUGUAGCCUGACCAUGGCAGAGUACAUCCGUGUAGCUGAAGAGGAGUCAGAGGAGCCGAUGGAGAUCCCGUCGGAAGACGACGGCACGGUGCUGCUCUCUACGGUGACGGCGCAGUUCCCGGGGGCAUGCGGCCUUCGCUACCGCAACCCCGAUAACCAGUGUAUGCGCGGGGUGCGCCUGGUUGAGGGCAUACUGCACGCCCCUGAUAACGGCUGGGGCAACCUCGUCUAUGUGGUCAACUACCCGAAAGACAACAAAAGGAAAAUGGAUGAAACGGAUGCAUCUUCAGCUGUGAAAGUGAAGAGAGCAGUUCAGAAGACAUCAGACCUUAUUGUUCUUGGCCUUCCCUGGAAGACAACAGAGCAGGAUUUAAAAGAUUACUUCAGUACUUUUGGUGAAGUCAUUAUGGUGCAGGUGAAAAGAGAUACCAAGACUGGGAAUUCAAAAGGCUUUGGCUUUGUCAGAUUCACAGAAUAUGAAACUCAAGUGAAAGUGAUGUCACAGCGACACAUGAUUGAUGGACGAUGGUGUGAUUGCAAACUCCCCAAUUCCAAGCAAAAUGCAGAUGAGCCUUUAAGAAGCAGAAAAGUGUUUGUGGGCCGUUGCACAGAGGAUAUGAGUGCUGAUGAGCUUCGUCAGUUCUUUUCCCAGUUUGGAGAUGUGACGGAUGUAUUUAUACCAAAACCUUUUCGUGCUUUUGCUUUUGUCACAUUUGCUGAUGACCAGGUUGCCCAGUCUCUGUGUGGUGAAGAUCUGAUCAUUAAAGGGGUCAGCGUGCAUAUUUCCAAUGCAGAACCUAAGCAUCUGAAUGCUAGACAACAGCUAGAUAGAGGACGAUUCACAAACAGCCAGGGAGGCUUUGGCAAUCAGGGUGGGUUUGGAAAUAACAGAGGUGGUGGAGGAUUAGGUGGCAGUCCAAAUAGUAACAUGAGUGGGGGUGGAAUGAAUUUUGGGGCUUUUAGCAUCAAUCCAGCAAUGAUGGCGGCUGCCCAGGCAGCCUUGCAGAGUAGUUGGGGAAUGAUGGGAAUGUUGGCUAGUCAACAGAGCCAAUCUGGGGCAGCUGGGGCAAACCCACAACAAAAUCAGGGUAAUGUACCAAGGGAGCAGAAUCAGCCAUUUGGAACAAAUAAUAAUUCUUAUAGUUCAAAUUCGGGUGCAUUAGGUUGGGGGUCAGCAUCAAACUCUGGUGGUCCUGGUUUCAGCUCUGGUUUUGGAUCCAGUAUGGAGUCCAAAUCAUCAGGGUGGGGAAUGUAAGUUUUAUAGGUCCUUAGCAAAUGUGGAGAAAGAGUAGAGAUUUGAAUAAUGGUAAGUAAAAACAAAAGUAGGUUUUCGCAAACUUUUUCUGCUACAUAAUUGAAAGAAGUUUUUAGUGGUUACCUGGAAUUGUCAUUCAAGACACGAGGUGAAUUUUGAGAAUCACUAAUAAGCAAUUGAACUUGCAUUUUGGAAAUGCUUCUUCCUGUUCCUGACUCGUACUGUAGUAUGUAGUUCUGUCAUGAGUUUUAGUUCAUAAUGAUCUGUACUUUGUAUACGCACACAUUUGUUAAUCCUCCUGAGAACCCAACCGCCCCAGUUGCGUUAAGAAUUUGAUACUAUGUCCAAGUUAGUACUCACCAGCAUGGGGAACCCAGUUACAGGUUAUUAAGUUGUGAUUUCAGCCACUCAAGUGAGGUGCAGUUUACCUCUUAAGUGACAAAGAUUUCUACCUUGCUAAAUUGCAUAUUUUUGUAGUAAUGUCCUCAUUGUACCAAGAUGACUUUUUUUUUAGAUUGGUUGAAUAUUUUCUCCCAACCCAGGAUGUACUUGGUAUUUAUCUGAGACAAAUCUAAACUAAAUUGGGAAAAUGUGUUUUCAAUCAAAUCCUUUCCUAUGAUGUAGACCAAGCGCCAUCACCAGUCCCCGAUUAUUGACUGCCGAUCACAAUAGCACUGAAGACAUUUGCUCAGAGUGGUUGGCACUGCAUUGUCUCCAUUGUCAGUCUUUCUGGCACUUGACAUGUAUUUGAACAAAGCUGACAUUGAAUGUAGGUGAAUUUCCCAGUCUGCUCAUAGAAAUUUUUUGAAAUCUGCUCAUAGAAUUUCCAUGAAGGAGGGAGUUGGUGAAAAGGCAUUUCAUAGGGCCAAAUGUCAGAAACCCGAGCUAAGUAGUCCAUUGCAUCUGGUUAUAUUCAAUUCCCCAAUUCUUCUCUUCUUUCUCUUCUCUCCCUCCCCCCACCCAUGGUGGACCUUUAAUGUCGAUUUUGCGCUUGUGGCACCUGUAUCUCAGAAGGGCUAUUAUUUGUCUCCUUAGAAACUAAUUUUCUGAGUGAAAUGUCAUUUUAUGUUGAAGGGGCGAAUGCUCUUGACCAGUUCUUUUUUACAAAUGCAAGAUGGCAGUUUUCAGUAGAGUUCAAUCAUCCAAAGGAUUGCAGAUAUUUAAAAAGGAUAUUGACUUGUAAAAAAAUCACUUAGUAUUUCUAUUUGUAUCACACAUUGCAUCUUUCUAGGCUUAUAAUUUGACCUACAGUUUGGAUAAUUUGCGCCUGCUUUCCAUGCCUCUUUGCUGUUUCUCUCCUUGUAUUAAUAGCCAAAUUGACAUUAUUCCUUCAAUACAAUUAGGAGUAAUCCCUUCAAAGAAGCUACUACCGUACUUUGGAUGAUUUCCCAUUGACUUGGUGUUUAAGCAAAUAUCUGUAAGGAUGUGGGCAGAGGUUUUGGAAAACAAAUUGUAUGUGACUGAGUUACGGUUUAAAAACUUUUUUUUUAAAGUUGGAAUGUGCACCAGUUUCUUGAUAAUUGGAUAAGUUUUUCAGGCUGUCACAAUUUUAAGUAUUGCCAGGUUUAAGAUUCUUUGAAACGUUUUUCUUGGCUUUAUGCUGGCAAAUAACACUUCCGUUCAUGUUAUGCAUAUCAAAACAAUUUCACCUAUGAAAAGUAUGGGUAAAUCAGAAAAGACCUUAGCUGUAGAUAUCUUGUUAAUCUGCGGGGUUGAAUUUGAACUACUGGCAUUCCAGUUUAUAUGAUUUCUUUGCACAGAAUGCUCAUCAGUGUCCAGUAGUGAUCUGUGCGCCCUGGGUUAUUAAUUACAUUCUGUACUGUCCACCUUAAAAUUUAAGAGGAUUAAUGUUCAGUGCUGAGUGUAUUCUUUACUAGCACUGCAAACCAAAGGAAGGAUGUGAAAGAGUAUCCACUAUAUCAUGGUUUGGGUAGUUACAAAUAGGAAAUGGAGAGUGUUGUGUAGAAAUCUUUUUAAAUAAGAGUGCAAAAUUUAGAUCUUAUGUUUAAUGGAAUAUUAUGUAGAGUUUUCAUAAAUUGAAAUUUUUUUUAAGGCAUGUUCUGGAUUUCCGGGCAUGAGCAUCUACACAUGUAUAGAAAAUGCUUUCUCUAAACCAUUUCGCCACAUAACUGCAGGCUGCAUGGAGUUGCAGGUUGUAUUCAAAGGGACCACGGUGGGUGUUCCAUUUUUGUCCUCUACUGUUCUUUUCAUCGAUUCGUUUAUCAGCCCUGUGAAACAAGAUGUAAUACAGAGCUGUGAUGACUUAAGUUGAAGCCUGGUGUGGGAUUGAUGCUAUGGUGGUGCCAGCGAAUGAGAGGGCUAGUAUGAGCGAUGAAGGAGAGAGCGCAUGCAGAGACUUGGUGUUGCAUUAUGGCGUUAUUAAACAUGGCAAGAUGUGGCUCUCAAUCCCUUGGCAUGGUGAGAGAAUGCAGAGGAGAAGUGGGAUACAGUACGAAUGAUUUUCUUGUAUUCACAAAGGACGUCCGUGGCUGAUGAGGGAAAAGACUUUGGAGUGGUGAUAUUUGCUUGUAAUUUGAGUAAUUGGAAAAUGUUGAAUGUGUUCAGUGAAAUAAAUAUUUUCAGGGGUUGAAACUAAGAAAUUUUCAUUCUCCAGUUAACACAAAAACUCAGAGCAUUCAGUUGUAAGUUAUAGGUUAGAAUUCAACCCUUUGCAAAUUUAUGUUCCAACUGAAGUAACCAUUCUAAUUAUGAAAAGUGCACAAUAAAAUUGUUUUACUUUAAACUUGAAUUAAUUGUAAAUUAAUGUCAUCCAGUCAGUACUUAAAAAGCUGUAGAGAGGACCACUAAUGUUUUUACUUAUGUUUUCAACCCCUGAUAUUUUGUAUCUUUCCCUUCCCUUCCUGUUAACUGUGUGUGCCGAAUGGUUGGUGAUGUAUUUUUGUAUUACUGAUUUGUAAGUGUGGAAAAGUGAAAUGAUGUGGUGUUAUGAAGGAACAAUAUUCUGUGGAGUGUAUUGUGCCUGCCAGAGAUGACUUGGGUGAGCACAGUGUCAAUCUUGGACAAGAGUGUACGUUUGUGUUUUCUGCGAGUUUAUUGCGAAUGCAUAAUAAAUGACUGCUUGAGUUAAGAGUGUUUUGAAGCCCUUUUUUUUAAUGUCACUAGGUAAUUCUUAAUAAAAAAUUUAACUUGACUGAACAUUCUUGUCUCUGCAUUCUGACAUGAUAGGCAGAAAAAUGAUCUUAGAGCAGUACAAGAUUUGAUAAUGAUGCAAAAUGGAGUUUCUACUGUUACAGGGUCUUUAUAGAUUAUUAGCAGUUAACCCAGUGCAAAUACCUUUUUAGAUGUUGUAGAGAUCUUUGAGCUUGUGCUUAAAUAUUGGGUGUUUCCAAUUCAGUCCUGGGCAAAUUAUUUGCAAACUGAAUAUUGAACUUGGCCAUUGCCUUGUUCUGCUUGAAAGUAUUUAAUGCUUAUUUAUUAUAUGUAUGUGAAUUUUGUCAUCACUCUGAAAUUUUUAACUGCUUGACUGAUGCUGUUGUCUUAAGUUUAUUUACAAGUCUCAUUUAGGGAUUCUAAGUGGGAACUUUUUCAGAUUUUGUUUAAAGUUGACAUUCCCAAUGGAAAAUUAUAAGCAUUUAAACUGGGGUUUUUAUCUGUGGUCACAAUAGUUCACCCGAAGCAAAUGACUUCAUUUUAUAAAAGCUGUAAUUCAUUUGCAGCACCAUCUAAAAGUUUGAUUUAAGAAAACCUGGCAGAUGUUUAGCCUAUCUCUUAUUAAUUUUGACAUGUUUAGGUUGCACUCAUGUGUACUCCAAGAAUAAAGGAAAUACACUGGCUUCUAUUUCUCAUUAAGUUGCUGUAGCAUAAUACUUUCUUUGGCAGCAAAGAGCCAAGCUGGCUUAGCCUACCAAUUCAGCUAAAUGUUUAACUCACUCAGAAGGGCUUUAUGUAAGCUUUCACCUGUUGGAGAUCCUUUGGCAAAGGUUAGACAAUUCCUCUUGUUUCAAAGAAAUAAUUGUGACACUUGAAUUCAUUCAAUUGAUAAUUAUUGUCAAUAUAUUGAGAAAAUUAGCUUUGUCCUUGGAAUGGGUAGUAGAGGAAAGAAAUGCAUAAAUAGUUUGCAACAUUUCCAGUUAAGUAUAAAGCCCAAAAGACCAUUGGGACUCCAGGAUAAUUAUUAUCUGGCAGUUGCUGUUUGGUCCUAUUAUCCUGGCUAUCGUGUAUCCAACACAGAACUGCCAAAAUAGGUUUAACUAGUUUAUCUCAUCUGUGAGAUUGGCUUUGUGGUUUCCCUCUGUGUAGGGACUACAUACUGAAAGUGAUUCAUUAGCCGUUCAGUUGAAACUUAGUGCAUCAGUAAAGAGAUUCUUUCCUAUAUCUUUACCGUGAUUUAAAAAGAACACAUGUUGUACAUGGUUCCACAACAACGUGAGGUUUUUGCAUUUAUUUUCUAUAUCAAGGCCCUUCCCACCAUGUCAUACUUCAAAAGUUGUAAAACCAAUGCAUGAUGUAAAUUUUUGGAGUACAUUUUUAGAUUUUUCAGUCCAAGUAUGAUUGAACAUAUUUUGUAUAUAUGUGGCACAAGCUUACACAUUAAAACUUCUGGUGCUCCAGGGGUUGUUGCAUUUGACUUGUACUAUGAUAAAAAUAUUUUUUAAUGCAAGAUUACUUGCAAACCUGCACUAGGUUUUCUGCUAUCUUGGUUUUCUUCACUAAUACAGACCUGUGGUAAAUCUUUUUGUAUACAGGAUUUUUGAUCACAAUGUGGGCUGUUUCCUUAAUUUUCUUAGCUCCCAAUAGACUCCCAUCCUUAAAUACAUUCUGUUCUUUAGGCAAACUGACAAAAUAUGCUGUACUAGAGGAGCAGUUGCAUCAAUUUUAUUAAAGCAGUGUUUUUGGGAAGAU